GCAGGAUUGGGUGAGAUGACUUUAUUUGUUUGAGGUGUCUUAACUGUUCUUGAAAACCGCAGUUCUUAUUUUGUGACUUGCGUGCCUGUCUACACUAGAAACCACUGGGGAAAAUGAGAAUGGCGUGUUUGACAUUUUCUUACAAAGUGCUCAUCGUUGGUGUUAUCUUGGCAGUGCUAACUGAUGGUGAAAGUACGCCAUCAAGUAGCGGAGUAAAUUCUACUUCAACACCUGAUCCUGAGGUUUUCACGAGCAACUUCACUUCAACAACGGAGGAGAUUUCAACUCCAUCUCCAAGAAUUGUUACUGAAACUGCUUCCAAUUCCAAUUCAUCCUAUAACUACACCUUUGCUACCACGGAUCAAUAUAAUAAUGGCAGUACCAGUCCACAUGGUAAUGUAAGUUAUAGCCAUGCUCAGGAAAGGCAUGUCAGUGGCAUUCCAGGUAACACCUCAACUACCAGCACCACGGGAGGAGAUACCUCCACUGAGCCACAAGCCUCGACAGGUCAGACCUCAAAGCCACCUCCAGCUGCCACAACCUCUUCAACUGAGACUUCCAUUUCGAAAGAGAGCAGCACUUGGACAUCUCACUUCACUUCAACUUAUCUGAUCCUUCCAAUUCCGGAGUCAGAAAAUUCUAUCGCACCCGGCAUCCUAAUUGCAUUAUUAAUCUUGGCGCUGACUAUCGUUUUAUUAUGCUUGAUUGGUUGUUAUCUGCACCGAAGAAAACAUAGAUUUUCCUUUGACCUCUCCUACAAAACUGCUGAGGAUGUUAACAUCCCCUUGAGUAGUCCAAUGCUUUCAGGAGGCUUUGAACUUAAACCAGACCAAGAAAACAACAAAGAAGAUAUGAAGGUGAAUAACGACAAGAACGACCAUGUUCAAGCUUCAGUGCCCACUCACAAUUUGUCCAAGGAAAUCAAUGAGAAGCAAAACAACUGUGAGACGGAAAUAAACCAUCUUCCAGAAAAAGCUGACCAAGAAAGUACGGAUGUCCUUGAGGACUGGAACUUCAAGUCUGCUGCCUCUUCAUUCACCGACAUUAACCUGAUGGACUGCAUCGCCACUGAAUGACUCGAAUUCGAUUCAGAAGUCUACUCAGAUGGGAAGUCAUUUGUUUGACUGAAACCUGAAGAUGACCAUAAGUCUCACAACGUUACGUGAAGUCGAAUUUUGCCCGUUGGAUCACCAGGAAAAUAUUUACUCACAAUUCCUGUGACCGUCUGAAAAGCUUGGAUUAGUUGCAUCAUUUUUGGAAAAUGUUCCCUGAUUAACUGAAGAUUGGUGUCUUAGAUAGACACAAAAUGCUGGCAUAACUCAGCAGGACAGGCGGCAUCUCUGGAUAGAAGGAAUGGGUGACGUUAUGGGUCGAGACCGUUCUUCUGACUCAGUUAGAGACUGAAGAAGGGUCUCGACCCAAAAUGUCACCCAUUCCCUCUUUCCAUAGAUGCCGCCUGUCCCGCUGAGUUACUCCAGCAUUUUGUGUCUAUCUUCAGUUUAAACCAGCAUCUGCAGUUCCUUCCUGUACAUUGGUAUCUUAGACUUUGCAUUCACUGAAGUUGGUCUAGAAUAACAUAGGCUACUUUUCACAAGAAACAGAAUUGUUUAAGUUCAGAAUCAAUAUCUUUCAUCAGAAAAUUAAAACCAUUGAUAGCCAUUAAUAGAAAGCUCUUAAAGAUAGCGUAGUCAGUGGAUAUGGGGAGAAGGAGGGAAUGGGGUAUUGAUUGUGGAUGAUCAGCCAUGAUCACAGUGAAUGGCGGUGCUGGCUCGAAGGGUCAAAUGGCCUACUCCUGCACCUAUUGUCUAUUGUCUAAUAUAUCACAACUUUGUUGAGAUUUUUGGUAAGGAAGCCUUCAAAAUUAGAAAGCCGUUGAUCUAUAGGGCCAGAGUUUGAAUGAUUUUUACAUUUUUUAUAUACUAUAAUUCCCUAUCCUAUAAUUUGUAUAAUUAGUGCGUUCAAAUAAACAUUCAUGCUUGCUUGUGGAAUCCUUGUCGCAAUGAAAACUAUUGAAAUAAAAAUGUUAGUUGAUGCUUUUUGCUUAUGCUGUGUGCUGUGCAUAAAGGGCCAUUUAUAAAGGGCUUGUCACAGAGUGCACAUAUACUUGUUUUAAAAAUAAUUUGUAAAUAAUUCUUUAUCCUUUGUAUUUGGAACAUUUGUAAACAUUUGUGUCAAAAAUAAAUUUACAAUAAAUAUGUUAGUGACUUAUUUCAGUAAUUUAUGCUUGUAU
This is a messenger RNA of Leucoraja erinaceus (little skate), 2230 nucleotides long. RefSeq lists its product as uncharacterized. The transcript is spliced from 7 exons. The record is from RefSeq and is a predicted model, not a curated record. The coding region runs from base 114 to 1076 and encodes 320 amino acids. NCBI's taxonomy places the organism in Eukaryota, Metazoa, Chordata, Chondrichthyes, Rajiformes, Rajidae.